Suncus etruscus (white-toothed pygmy shrew) is the source of this 916-nucleotide messenger RNA. RefSeq names its product RAB8B, member RAS oncogene family (gene RAB8B). The coding region runs from base 139 to 762 and encodes 207 amino acids. Gene Ontology annotation, molecular function: GTP binding; GTPase activity. The transcript has 8 exons. Gene Ontology annotation, biological process: Golgi vesicle fusion to target membrane; cellular response to insulin stimulus; protein localization to plasma membrane. The record is from RefSeq and is a predicted model, not a curated record. NCBI's taxonomy places the organism in Eukaryota, Metazoa, Chordata, Mammalia, Eulipotyphla, Soricidae. Gene Ontology annotation, cellular component: endosome; synaptic vesicle; plasma membrane.
GCAGCCUCAGCAGCAGCAGCUUGGCGUGCCACGCCCCUCCUCGCCCGCGUCCUCCCCUUCCCUCCCUCCCUCCCGCUCGCCGUCCCUCCCUCCCUCCCUCCCCGCUCCGGGUCAGAGGGGCCGGAGCUUCUGGAGAAGAUGGCGAAGACGUACGAUUAUCUCUUCAAGCUGCUGCUCAUCGGCGACUCCGGGGUGGGCAAGACCUGCCUCCUGUUCCGCUUCUCGGAGGACGCUUUCAACACCACCUUCAUCUCCACCAUCGGAAUUGAUUUUAAAAUCAGAACAAUAGAACUGGAUGGAAAGAAAAUAAAACUUCAGAUAUGGGACACAGCGGGUCAGGAAAGAUUUCGGACCAUCACCACAGCAUACUAUAGAGGAGCCAUGGGAAUUAUGCUGGUCUAUGACAUCACAAAUGAAAAAUCAUUUGACAAUAUUAAAAACUGGAUCAGAAACAUUGAAGAGCAUGCCUCUUCGGAUGUUGAAAGAAUGAUCCUGGGUAACAAAUGUGAUAUGAAUGACAAAAGACAAGUGUCCAAAGAAAGAGGAGAGAAGUUAGCAAUUGACUAUGGGAUUAAAUUCUUGGAGACAAGUGCAAAAUCCAGUACAAAUGUAGAAGAGGCUUUUUUUACACUUGCACGAGAUAUUAUGACAAAACUCAACAGAAAAAUGAAUGACAGCAAUUCAACAGGGGCAGGUGGGCCAGUGAAAAUAACAGAAAACCGAUCAAAGAAGACCAGUUUCUUUCGUUGUUCGCUACUUUGAUAAACUCUUUCUGAGAGACUGCAGCACACCUAGAGACCCUUUCCUGCUUCUCUGAAAGCACAGGUCACCCAGCCUCAGAAUUCCACCACCCGGCUGCUGCUGAGAGCACCACUGAACCUUGAUCUCUGGACACAGAUGCCAAGCAGAUUAAAGC